GAAAGCCAGCGUUGUGGAUUGCGCGCUGGAUUUUCAAUUUCGAAUUGCUGCUACUUAGUAAAUAACUCGGACAGCGACAGACAUUGCCAACUAGGAACACUGGGAAAGUCUCCAUCUGACAUGAGUGGCCGUCUGAAAAAAACCCAAAAAAAACACGUUCACUUCCAACAGCAGCCGGAAUGCCUAUGCAAAUUAGGUGAAAAGAAAGAAACGUGGGCAUGGGAGUACCCACGCCUUCUCCAGUAUGCGAUCGAUAGGGGAUAUUAGGACCAGUUGGAGUGGUAAACUCACAUAACGGGCUCUAUUUAAACAGUCAGCUGAAUGAAACCCUAGCUGCCAGCCACUAGAUAACUUUACCCACUUAUUUCUACAGAGCACUUAGAAAGCAAAGCUUUGCUUUUGAUUUUUAAUUUCAAAAAUUAGAUUUUUUUAAAUGCCGGUUUUGUGUAGCUACUUCCCGACUCACUGUUUUCUAUGCAAUUGCUGGUUUCCUCAGAAUGAUUCCGGUAAUUGAAUGAUUCGGACAGAGGGGAAAAGAAGUUGGCGCGCAAGGUUUUCGACAUGCCAGAGAAUGUUUCUCUCCUCAGGAACCGCACGGAACUGGGACACAGUCGAGCUUUGGGACUGGGUGCGCGUCCUGCCUGGGCUAUCACGGUGCUGGCCAGCGUGCUGAUCUUCACCACAGUAGUGGAUGUCUUGGGAAAUCUUCUGGUGAUUAUUUCAGUUCUUAGAAAUCGGAAGCUUAGAAAUGCUGGGAAUGUGUUUGUUGUAAGCCUGGCCUUCGCUGACCUGGUGGUGGCAUUUUACCCAUACCCACUAGUGCUAUAUGCCAUUUUCCAUGAUGGCUGGUCCCUGGGCGACACGCAGUGCAAGGUGAGCGGCUUUCUGAUGGGCCUGAGCGUCAUUGGUUCCAUCUUCAACAUCACAGGCAUUGCCGUCAACCGCUACUGCUACAUCUGCCACAGCUUCUCCUAUGACAAGCUCUAUAGUUACCGCAACACCCUGCUGUUUGUGGCCCUCAUUUGGCUGCUGACGGUCGUUGCCAUCGUGCCAAACUUCUUUGUGGGUUCCCUGCAGUACGAUGCCCGCAUCUACUCCUGUACCUUUGCCCAGACGGUGAGCAGCUCCUACACCAUUACUGUGGUGAUUAUCCACUUCAUCGUGCCCAUCAUGGUAGUGACAUUCUGCUACCUGCGGAUAUGGAUCCUCGUCAUUCAGGUGCGGCGGAAGGUGAAGAGUGAGGUGAGGCCACGGCUAAAGCCCAGCGACCUGAGGAACUUUGUCACCAUGUUCGUGGUGUUCGUCCUCUUCGCCAUCUGCUGGGCGCCGCUGAACUUCAUCGGCCUGGCGGUGGCCAUCAACCCUACGGUGGUGGCACCUCGCAUCCCCGAGUGGCUCUUUGUGGUCAGCUACUUCAUGGCCUAUUUCAACAGCUGCCUUAAUGCCAUCAUUUAUGGACUGCUCAACCAGAACUUCAGGAAAGAGUACAAAAGGAUUGUGAUGUCCAUGUGGAUGCCCAAGCUGUUCUUUCAGGAGACGUCCAGGGGAGGUACAGAGGCAAUGAAAAGCAAGCCCUCGCCAGCCCUGAACAACAAUGAACAAAUGAAAGGCGAGACCUUGUAAUCCUCAUAAUAUCUACAGCCAAUUUUAUUAAAUUUUUUCUUUACACUUGUGCCGGUUCUGUACUGUAUUUAUCUCAUGGAGAUUCAGUAAACUCAAACGUGUGUGUGUGUGUGUGCUUGUGUGAGUGUGAGAGUGAGAGAGAAAGAGAGACUAAUUUAUUUUUAAACAUUAGUGCCACUCAUGAAUCAUAUAUAGCAUAUGUAUCAUAUCUUUAUGUAAACCUCAGGUUGCCUCUUCUGCUGCUGUAGCAAUACGAAUUUCUACAAGUGGAAGCACCAAAAGUUUAUCAAUUUCUUUUUCAUGUAAAUGUAUUCAAAAGGAAUGAUAAGAAAGCUUUCAUUACGAUGAAACUGGCGUGUUUCCAAAAUGCUCAUUUUUAUGCAUUUUAUUACCAAUUUAACCAUUUUGUACAUUGGGAUGGAAACAUGAGGCAGAACAUUUGGAAUUUGAACCUUGCAUUUUGAAAAAAUGCAUCUCAUUUCAUGACACACACAAAUACACUCUAUGCCUUUUGAUUGACAUAUGACAUCACACAGCUCUAGCCAGUGCUUUCGCACAAAUGGAGCUUUGAAAAACAGGGCCGAACUCUUCUAAUAACAUCAACAUACCUGAUUUGCCAAAAACCUUUAAUACUGACAUUCCCUCAAACCAGCACUUAUUUUGGUUUUAUAUCCUUUUAAAUCUAUAAAAAAUGUAUUUCAUAUGAAUAAAAACAAUAUGGUGGUUUCUUAGAUAAC
Molecule: messenger RNA, 2360 nt
Organism: Anguilla anguilla (European eel)
Lineage: Eukaryota; Metazoa; Chordata; Actinopteri; Anguilliformes; Anguillidae
Gene: mtnr1ba
Product: melatonin receptor type 1Ba
Exons: 2
Coding region: 562-1623 (353 amino acids)
Biological process (GO): G protein-coupled receptor signaling pathway
Cellular component (GO): membrane
Molecular function (GO): melatonin receptor activity
Source: RefSeq, a predicted model, not a curated record